Molecule: messenger RNA, 3477 nt
Organism: Thermochaetoides thermophila DSM 1495
Lineage: Eukaryota; Fungi; Ascomycota; Sordariomycetes; Sordariales; Chaetomiaceae
Exons: 2
Coding region: 1-3477 (1158 amino acids)
Biological process (GO): calcium ion transmembrane transport; intracellular calcium ion homeostasis
Cellular component (GO): plasma membrane
Molecular function (GO): P-type calcium transporter activity; ATP hydrolysis activity; ATP binding
Source: RefSeq, a predicted model, not a curated record
AUGGCUGCCGAGUUCCCCAAGCAUCCCUUUCUGCUUUCAAUCCAGGAGGUUGAGCAGACUCUUGGUACCAAUGUUGAGAGGGGCCUCACCUCCGCACAGGUAGCUGCGUUGCAGCAAAAGUACCCCAAGAAUGAGCUCGAUGUGGGUGGCGGCAUUGCCUGGUACACAAUCUUCAUCCGCCAGCUAUGCAAUGCCAUGAUCCUCGUGCUCUUCUUUGCAAUGGCGCUGAGUUUCGGCGUCCAGGAUUACGUUGAAGGCAGCGUUCUCGCUGCGGUCAUUGUGCUCAAUGUGUCAAUCGGCUUCUAUCAGGAAUAUGGCGCCGAGAAGAAGAUGGACGCCUUGCGUGCUCUCUCGUCGCCUAGUGCUAAUGUCUUGCGCGAUGGCAAAAUUGAGGUUAUUCCAAACUUCCAGGUCGUCCCGGGAGACAUUGUUAUCAUGAAGAUGGGCGACACCGUCCCCGCCGAUGUGCGCCUGUUCGAGGCAAUGAACUUCAAUUGUGACGAGUCUUCGCUGACCGGAGAAGCCAUUCCGGUCGAGAAGAGAGUUGAGAACAACAUCACGGUUCCCGGUACCGACCGAGUCGCCACUAGCGAGGAGGAAGUUGGUAUUGCCGACCGUGUUAACAUGGCCUAUGCGACUACUGUUGUGCGCAAGGGCCGUGGUCGCGGUAUCGUCGUCGCCACGGGAAUGGCCACUGAGGUGGGCAAGAUUGCCGCUUCCACGAGCAAGAAGAAGCGCAAGCCCGGUCGUUCCAUGAACUGGAAGAAGUAUGGCAAGACCCAGCCUAUCAAGGGUGCCGCUCGCCGUGCCUAUGACUUCUUUGGCAAAUUCCUGGGUUUGACAGAGGGCACACCGCUGCAGAUCAAGAUGGCCAAGCUGGCUUACUUCUUGUUUUUCUGCGCCCUGUUGCUCGCCGUUGUUGUCUUUGGCGUCAACAAGUUUGUUAGCCCGCUGCCCACUGAGGUCAUCAUCUAUGCCAUUUCGACUGGCAUUGCCAUAAUCCCAGAGUCACUCGUCGCUGUAUUGACCAUAUCCAUGGUCGUGGCCACCACUGUCAUGCGGAAGGCCAACGUCGUCGUUCGUGACUUGUCUGCACUCGAAGCCCUUGGUGGUGUCACCAACAUUUGCUCCGAUAAGACGGGUACUCUCACGCAGGGCGCCAUGAUUGUCAAGAAGGUCUGGCUGCCUCCCUCGACCGUGUAUAGCGUCAAGGACUCGACCGAUCCCAGCAACCCCCAUGCUGGCAAGGUCACUGUCUCGCAGACCGCCGAUGACAAGGGCGAUGAAGAGAAGCGCGAUUAUGACCAGGAACGCACGACCCAGGCCAUUAAGUUUGAUGUUCCCGACGAAAAGUUGAACCCGAAGCUACAGGAGCCAAAAGAGAGCCAGGCUGAGUUAACCCCUGAGCUGCGUCUGUUCCUGCUUUCCGCCGCUCUGUGCAACCUAGCGACUGUACGCUUAGAUGAGACGGAGGACCGCUGGAAGACGACUGGCGAGCCGACCGAAAUUGCGCUGCAGGUCUUCACCCACCGCUUUGAUCGCGGCAAGAAGACGCUGGAAAAAGAGGGAUGGAAGCAGGUUGCCGAGUUCCCCUUCGACAGCAGCAUCAAGCGCAUGUCGGUCAUCUAUGAUGUGCCCGCCGACCAUCGCCUUGGAGACCUGCUGAAUGAACACGACAGUGUCGUGUUCACUAAAGGAGCUGUCGAGAGGAUUUUGGAUUUGUGUGACUAUAUUGGUAUCGGCGAGAACCAGACUCCGGUAACACCCGACACGAAAGAGAAGGUCCUUCAGCAGAUGACUCACUUUGCCUCGCUGGGUCAGCGUGUACUGGCUGUCGCGUAUCGUCCCUGGAAGGGUCGCUACGUUCCUGGUAAGAACGAUGGCGUUGUUGUAACUGAAAAGGUCACGAGUGCCACCACAGACGAAAGCGAAAAUGGCAGCAGCGACAGCAAUGACGAGGCUGCCCGUGCCGCUGUUGAGACUAAGCUCACUCUCCUUGGCCUAGCGGGCAUCUACGAUCCUCCGCGUCGUGAGACGUCUCCUUCUAUCUUCGACUGCGCCCAGGCCGGUAUCAAGGUCCACAUGCUCACGGGUGACCACCCCGAGACGGCCAAGGCCAUCGCCAAGGAGGUCGGCAUCAUCCCGUCGAACUAUGGCGUGCUCCCCGCUGGUGUGGCCGACACAAUUGUGAUGAAGGCAACCGAUUUCGAUAAGAUGACUGAUGAAGAGAUCGAUGCCCUGGAGGAGCUUCCGUUGGUCAUUGCCCGGUGUGCUCCCGAGACGAAGACUCGCAUGGUCGAGGCUCUUAGGCGGCGUAACGCUUUCAUGGCCAUGACUGGCGACGGUGUCAACGAUGCUCCGUCUCUGAGCAGGGCUGAUGUCGGCAUUGCCAUGGGCAGCGGUAGCGAUGUGGCCAAGUCGGCGGCUAAGAUUGUACUGACUGACGACAAGUUCAACUCCAUCGUUGCAGCUAUCCGCGAGGGCAGGCGCAUGUUUGAGAAUAUCCAGAAGUUUGUGCUGCAUCUACUGUGCAGCAACGUCGGCGAAGUCAUUUUGUUGAUUUGCGGCUUAGCCUUCCAGGACAAGACUGGCUUCUCGGUGUUCCCUAUCUCUCCUCUCGAGAUUCUUUGGAUCAACAUGGUGACGUCGUCGUUCCCUGCCUUUGGUCUGAGCCGUGAAAAGGCCAGCGCCGAGGUCAUGAGGAAGCCGCCGCACGACAAGAAGCGUGGUGUUUUUACCAACCAGAUCCUGGUCGACAUGUUGGUGUAUGGCACUCUGAUGGGUAUCUGCACGCUUGCAACCUUCGUCAUUGUCGUCUUCGGCAAGGACUAUGAUGGUCUUGAGGGAAGAGCCAGGCUUGGUCAGGACUGCAACCGCCACUAUUCCGAUUCGUGCUAUCCCGUGUUCCGUGCCCGUGCCGCUGUUUUUGCUGAGCUCACCUGGCUCAUCCUGGUGAGUGCAUGGGAGUUCAAGAACAUCCGCCGAUCCAUGUUUCAUCUCAACCCGGACAAUAACUCUCGCUGGAGGAUCUUCACCGACCUGUACGAGAACCGUUUCUUGUUCUGGGCUGUUGUCAUCGGUGGUGUCAGCGUCUUCCCGACCGUGUACAUCCCUUACCUUAACCGCGAUGUCUUCAAGCACACCAGCAUCAGCUGGGAGUGGGGUGUGGUCGUCGGCAUGACCAUCCUGUUUGUGCUUGGCAUUGAGACGUGGAAGUACAUCAAGCGCCGGUUCCAUCUGCUCGAGGAUCAUAAGGUGCCUCGCGGUGCUUGGUCGCAGGGUGAAGAAGGCAUGCGUCGUUUGCACCGCACCAUGAGCUUCCGCAGCUGGCGCAGUUGGGGUCGCACCGAGUCCAAGUCUAAGGCCCAGUCGAGCGGCGGGCUGACGCCGGUCCCGACGCAGUCUAAAGCACAGACUCAGCAGCAGGGCGAGUCGUCGCAGUCACAGACGAACGAUAGGGAGCUUCCCCCGGUGUAA